CCUUUGUUACCAUGGGUCGUAUGCACAGACGCAGUAAGGGUAUUUCUGCCUCAGCUCUGACUUAUAAGAGAACCCCACCAAGCUGGCUCAAGAUCUCUUCUCAAGAUGUUGAGGAAAACAUUUGCAAGUUCACAAAGAAAGGCUUGACCCCAUCUCAGAUUAGUGUCAUUCUUAGUGAUUCUCAUGAUAUUGCUCAGGUUAAGAGCGUUACUGGAAACAAUAUCUUGCGUAUCCCUAAGGCCCAUGGUCUUGCCCCUGAAAUUCCUGAGGAUUUGUAUCACCUCAUCAAGAAGGCCGUUGCCAUCCGCAAGCAUCUGGAGAGAAACAGGAAAGACAAGGAUUCCAAGUUCAGGUUGAUCCUUGUUGAGAGUAGUAUUCACUGGCUCACCCGCUACUACAAGAAAACAAAGAAGCUUCUUCCUGUCUGGAAAUAUGAAUCUACAACCGCCAGCACUCUUGUUGCUUAAGCAGCAUUUGGCUCGUGCAAUUUCUAGCUCAUAUGU
Messenger RNA from Hibiscus syriacus, 503 nucleotides. RefSeq names its product 40S ribosomal protein S13-like. Gene Ontology annotation, biological process: translation. Gene Ontology annotation, molecular function: small ribosomal subunit rRNA binding; structural constituent of ribosome. Lineage: Eukaryota; Viridiplantae; Streptophyta; Magnoliopsida; Malvales; Malvaceae. The transcript has a single exon. The record is from RefSeq and is a predicted model, not a curated record. The coding region runs from base 12 to 467 and encodes 151 amino acids. Gene Ontology annotation, cellular component: nucleolus; ribosome; cytosolic small ribosomal subunit.